AUGUGGUACGUGGUUGCCCUCGUCGUGUGGGCAACGAGCACUUCAGCUGAUUUCAACUGCAGUGAAGCUCCUGGCAAAGACAUGCAAACGACAUGUCAGAUGAUUCAAGAAUGGGACAAAGAUGCUCGAAAGGCCAUAACACGACGACAAGCAUUCGAAAGCAAUAUCGGUAAGUGCAAAUGGCAUAAAUUGAGUAAAGAGAUCCGAAACCUGUAAUA
This is a messenger RNA of Strongylus vulgaris, 218 nucleotides long. Lineage: Eukaryota; Metazoa; Nematoda; Chromadorea; Rhabditida; Strongylidae. The record is from the annotation of a GenBank genome assembly.